Molecule: messenger RNA, 2117 nt
Organism: Halichondria panicea
Lineage: Eukaryota; Metazoa; Porifera; Demospongiae; Suberitida; Halichondriidae
Exons: 9
Coding region: 98-1942 (614 amino acids)
Molecular function (GO): zinc ion binding
Source: RefSeq, a predicted model, not a curated record
CGGGUCUCACUAGCAACAGUGCAGCCACAGUUACACGUGGUCUUGCUUCUGUUUUUGGUGAUCUUUUUCGAUGUUCUGAGGCUCUCCAAGGUCUGAAAUGGCUGCUUGUAUUGAGGAGGGAGCUAGUGCAAUGUCCGAGGAGGAGGAAUACAGGAAGGAAUGCAGUCACUACAGCAGAGGUUGCUCUUUUGUGUCACCCUGCUGCGGUAGAGUGUAUCCAUGCCGACUGUGUCAUGAUGACAAGGAGCUUCAUGAGAUAGACAGACAUGCUGUAUCUCAAGUCGUGUGUCGCAAAUGCUCCAAAAGACAACCAGUUGGUGAGAAGUGUGUCGAGUGUGGUAUACUCUUUGGGAGGUAUUUCUGUGCCGUGUGCCGUCUCUAUGACGAUGCGGACAAGGGUCAGUUCCAUUGUGACAAGUGUGGACUAUGCAGAGUUGGAGGACAGGACAAUUUCUUCCACUGCGACAACUGUGGGUUCUGCCUCUCUCUGGCCAUGAAGGACGGGCACACCUGUCGACGUCAGAUGUCCAAAGACAACUGUCCAGUUUGCAUGGAGGAUAUCCACACUUCCAGGACAGCUGCACACGUACCUAACUGUGGACAUCUGCUACACAUGACCUGCUAUCAAGAGAUGAUGCGGAAAGGCCUGUACCAGUGUCCCCAGUGUCAGACCAGUCUAGCAGACAUGAGCUCUCAUUGGAGGCACAUGGACACAGAGAGAGAGGCAUGGCAACUACCACAGCACCUGCAGGAGUUUAAAGUCAAGGUGAGGUGUCGUGACACUAAUUUCCAUGUGGUUGGGUUCAAGUGUGCUGAGUGUGACUCAUACAACACGGUGCGGUGCGGGACUGAGGAGCUACCUGAAGACCCUCACCCUGGUCCCGGGGGAUUGGCGGGAAUCAUCAGGCGAGUAGCAGCGGCUGCUGGUGAUGGAGACAACCAAGAAGGAGAAGAGGAUGAGAGCGAUUCCAGCUCUAAUGAUGAAAGUGGUGGUAACUCUGAUAAUGACUCGGACCAUGAUGGAGCCAAUGAGGGGCCUGGUAGCUCGGCUCACCGUGGCAACCAACAACCAGACGCAACGGACAGAGAUCAUCACCAUGAUGAUGCGGCUAAUGAUGAUCCAAGCGAGGAUGCCCCUCGUAGACAUAUCCACGACGACGGAGAUGUCGAUGAGGCUAGUUAUGAUGGGGACGAGAGUGACUAUGAGGAAGAUUAUAAUUCUGAAACUUCAGAAGAAUUUUUCGAUUGCUCGAGUCAUAUUGAGCGAAAGAAUUUCCCCUUGAUCCCUCGUCAAAGGCAGAGACAAAGCAUGAGUCGACCAAUCAGAUUGCAGACGAGGCAGUGGCCCCAGUGGUGGGAGAGCGAGGGAGAGGAGGAAAAAGUUUGCGAAAGUUCUGUAAUUAGAACACAUCCAACGUCACAUGUGUGUAGUAGCCCUGGUCACAAGCGAUCUCGAAAACCACACCCACCUAUUCAAGUCAUGGUCGAGCAACUGAACGUUAUGGAUAUAUGGGGAUCUGAUUAUUUCACCGACUCAUUCUCUGAAAUGAGCUCCGAGAACAGCUGCGAAGAAGAUACCGGAUUUGAGGGCAUGAAGUUUUCACAACAACAGCCGGCUCCACUGAAAAAAAGACCAUCGAUUAAUAAUAUACCGUCAUUUAAUGUCCAGAAUGAUACGGCCAGCCAAGAAGGUCAACUGACUCGAAUGUAUUGCAAAUCUCCGUCUCUAACAGUUCCCAUUCAGAACAGACUCAAUACACGCUGCUCAUGUGAUGCUAGUAACGGUCAUGACUCUACCACCGUCUCAUCGCUGAGAGAGACCGAUUUGUUGCCGGUUAAGGACUCAAAUAAUGCCGUUUGUUCAACGUGGGUACGAAAAUCAUCAAGCGAAGAGUCUUGGGUGACAGCUAAUGAGGACUUAGAACUGGGCACUCUUGUUUAAUCAUCUGUAUCUAUUCUUCCUCGUUUUUUUGUGCAUUUCUAAAUUUCUUAGUAUCGUUCUCUUUCUAUAAUUAUAUCCACCUUAUUUGCACAUGCAGUUUGUAUUUUUAUGUGUGUAUGAAAUGAAUAUUUUUGUACAAUAAGACAAUAAUUAUUGAUUGUUGAUGUAUAAUUAA